Staurois parvus is the source of this 863-nucleotide messenger RNA. The record is from the annotation of a GenBank genome assembly. Lineage: Eukaryota; Metazoa; Chordata; Amphibia; Anura; Ranidae.
UGCCACCUCAACCUCCGCAACAUCUCCAAGAUACGUUCCUUCCUAACCAAUGACACCGCAAAGCUUCCAACUCACUCCCUGGAUAAUCUCCCACCUCAAAUACUGCUACUCCCUCCUCACUGGCUUACCUUUACAUAGGCCACCCCCCCUCCAGUCCUUCAUGGAAACCGUUCAGUAUCCUCCACCCCUCUCUGCCAAUCCCUCCACUUGCCUCCAUUCAGUGUCCUCUCUGCCAAUCCCUCCACUGGCCUCCAUUCAGUGUCCACCACCCCUCUCUGCCAAUCCUUCCACUUGCAUGCAUUCAGUGUUCUCCACCCCCUCUGCCAAUCCUUUCACUGGCCUCCACUCAACGUCUUCCAACCCUCUCUGCCAAUCCCUCCACUGGCCUCCAUUCAGUGUCCUCCACCCCUCUCUGCCAAUCCCUCCACUGACCUCCAUUCAGUGUCCUCCACCCCUCUCUGCCAAUCCCUCCACUGGCCUCCACUCCGUGUCCUCCACCCCUCUCUGCCAAUCCCUCCACUGGCCUCCACUCCGUGUCCUCCACCCCUCUCUGCCAAUCCCUCCACUGUCCUCCACUCAGUGCCCUCCACCCCUCUCUGUCAAUCCCUCCACUGGCCUCCACUCAGUGCCCUCCACCCCUCUCUGCCAAUCCUUCCACUGACCUCCAUUCAGUGUGCCCUCCACCCCUCUCUGCCAAUCCCUCCACUGGCCUCCACUCAGUGUCCUCCACCCCUCUCUGCCAAUCCUUCCACUGGCCUCCAUUCAGUGUCCUCCACCCCUCUCUGUCAAUCCUUCCACUGGCCUCCAUUCAGUGUCCUCCACCCCUCUCUGUCAAUCCCUCCACUGGCCUCCACUCAGUGUCC